Aspergillus alliaceus is the source of this 1910-nucleotide messenger RNA. Its product is annotated as putative CTP synthase. The transcript has 9 exons. Gene Ontology annotation, molecular function: identical protein binding; CTP synthase activity. Bases 61 to 1797 code for a protein of 578 amino acids. Gene Ontology annotation, biological process: pyrimidine nucleobase biosynthetic process; CTP biosynthetic process. The record is from RefSeq and is a predicted model, not a curated record. Gene Ontology annotation, cellular component: cytoophidium; cytoplasm. NCBI's taxonomy places the organism in Eukaryota, Fungi, Ascomycota, Eurotiomycetes, Eurotiales, Aspergillaceae.
UUUGCUCUUCCCCCCUCCCUGGUAUUCUACUAGGGGGGCUAACUUUCAGAUUCUACAAAAAUGAAGUACGUUCUGGUUUCAGGAGGUGUCAUCUCCGGUGUUGGCAAGGGCAUUAUUGCCUCCAGCUGUGGGUUGCUCUUCAAGACGGCGGGUUUGACUGUCUCCUCCAUCAAGAUUGAUCCCUACUUAAAUAUUGAUGCUGGUCUUAUGAACCCUCUUGAACACGGUGAAGUGUUCGUCUGCGACGACGGUGCGGAAACAGAUCUCGAUCUCGGCAACUACGAGCGCUAUCUUGGCGUUACCCUUGGUGGUGACAACAAUAUCACUACCGGCAAGAUCUACCACCAUGUUAUCACCAAGGAACGUCGUGGAGAUUACCUUGGAAAGACUGUACAGAUCGUUCCCCACCUGACAAAUGAAAUCCAAAAUUGGGUUGAGAGGGUCGCCAAGGUUUCUGUUGAUGAAUCUGGAAGGGAGCCUGACGUCUGUAUCAUCGAAUUGGGCGGUACCGUUGGAGACAUCGAGAGCGCACCAUUCAUUGAGGCCAUGGCCCAGCUCCAGAGACGGGUUGGGAAGGACAACUUCCUUCAGAUUCAGGUCAGCUAUGUUCCUCUGAUUGGGUCAGAGCAGAAGACCAAGCCUACUCAGAGGGCCAUCAGUGAUGUCCGUAGUGCUGGCCUCAGACCGGAUAUCAUUGCAUGCCGUUGUGAGACACCUCUUGAGGAGGCAACCAUUCAAAAGAUUGCCAAUUCUUGCCAAGUGGAACGGAACCAGGUUGUUGGAGUACACAACGUCUCAACUACAUAUCAGGUUCCCAUCCUUCUCGCACAACAGGGCUUCCUCGCUACUCUCAGCGAUCUCCUUAAGACUGAUGUUAUCCAGAAGGAUCCCAAGCUUGUUGACGAUGGGAAGCUAAUCUGGCAGGAAUGGCAGGGCCUGGCUAUGAACCAGGUGCAUUCCCUUGAGACUGUAACGAUUGCCUUAGUGGGCAAGUACACAAGCUUGCAUGAUUCUUAUAUGAGUGUGAGCAAGGCGCUGGAACAUGCGUCUAUGCAUUGCCGUAAGAAGUUGAAUCUGAUCUGGAUUGAAUCAACUCAUCUCGAAGAAGAGCACAAGACGAACAAUCCUGCGGAAUACUACUCCGCAUGGCAUAACCUGACCACUGCCAGCGGAGUUCUUGUCCCCGGUGGAUUUGGUGAAAGAGGUACGACCGGUAUGGUUCUGAGUGCUCAAUGGGCCCGUGAAAAUAACGUCCCUUACCUGGGCAUUUGCCUUGGUAUGCAAUUGGCUGUUGUCGAAUAUGCCCGCCAUGUGUGUGGCAUGGAUAAGGCAAGCAGUGCCGAGUUCGAUGAGACAUGUGAGCAGCCCGUCAUCAUCUAUAUGCCCGAGAUCGAUAAGACCAAGAUGGGUGGUACGAUGCGACUUGGAAAGCGCGCGACUGUGUUCCAAUCUGGCACCGAAUGGUCUCGUCUGCGAAAGCUGUACGGGGAGAAGAAGGAAAUCUGGGAGAGACACCGUCAUCGGUAUGAGGUGAACCCUGGGCUUAUCGAUCAGCUAGAGAAGGGUGGGUUAUCCUUCAUUGGAAAGGAUGAGACCGGCGAGCGUAUGGAAGUCAUUGAGUUGAAGGACCAUAAGUGGUACGUCGGGGUUCAGUUCCAUCCUGAGUACCUGAGCCGUGUCCUGGCACCUAGCAAGACCUUCUUGGGCUUCUUUGCGGCUGCCGCCGGAUGCCUCGAAGAGAUCACUGAGGCCUACAAGGAUCGUCACGAUCUCAGUCACAAAAUCCCUCUGGUUUAGGAUCGGUGUUUUGUUCUUUUUAGGGAUUGAGGUUACAGAAAAAAGGAAAUAUCAUACCAUUUAUAGACAUAGUACAGCGAAAUAAAAUUUAUUAAAUGAAGCUUCUGUUCAUU